Molecule: messenger RNA, 1962 nt
Organism: Lachancea mirantina
Lineage: Eukaryota; Fungi; Ascomycota; Saccharomycetes; Saccharomycetales; Saccharomycetaceae
Source: the annotation of a GenBank genome assembly
AUGGAGGAAUGGGUAUACAAAGGUAAUAGAGUCAUUGUGCCUGGAUCUGAUAUUAUAUGGAAUCCCAGACUUGCGCUCUAUUUAACGGUGUCAAGAAAGGCUAUAUCGGCGUAUCGUGCGAUCGAUGGACAACAGAUUUUGUCAUUCAAGUUCAAGAACACCGAAGAAAAUGUGAUUCAAUGCGAGUGGGAACCGUCUGAAGGCAAGAUGUUUGCUGUGUUCUUUCAAAAUGGGGCCGUUAAGAUAUAUGAUGGGUCAUCAGUUGGUAAAGUCCAAGGAGUUUUGAACCUGAACCCGUCUGACAGGCAAUGUGACAUAAAAUACGGUAUGUGGACUCCGAUGCGAUGGGUAUCUUUCGAACCAGAAUUAGACUUGUUGGACGUUGAUUUGUCGGAACUAAUGCCGCGGCUUGUCAAAAUCGUGACGGGCUCAAAAAAUCUAGAGAUUUUAGAAUACGAAGGCGCGUCCCCGACGUGGCGGUUUCAAGAUCAUCGCAACCUGUCACAUCUGUUUUUGGCGCACGACCGAAAAAACUCGCGGAUUCUGGUCUCAAUCGAUGCGCUUCUUGAAAUUGAUUUCGAAAUUGGAGUCAGAGACGUUUUCAAAGUUGUGCCGGUGGAAAACAAUUCUGGUCAUCUUCUUUGCGUUGGUCGGGACGCCUCUCUUCAGCAUGUACAUCUGAAUUUCUUCAAUUGUGCAUUAACUCGCAAACUCAUAGUUACGUCGGGGAAACUACGGUUUUUGGCUCAGUACUUUACAGAAAACAUGUCUCUGAUCCAGUCCGAGCUCAUUGAUCCGUAUGCCACCUUCAUGAGACGAUUAGUUGACGCGUACGAUGACAAGGAUCUCGUGCGAGAUCUGCGCGAUGUCCUAUUCACCGGAGCGGUCACACCGGCCCUGGAGGACUGGCUAUGCCAUACGAUCGGUGACAAAAACCUGCGACGCUGGCAACAGCUCAGCGAGCGACUGUAUAGCGAGACGAACAAAAUCAUCGUGCUUGCGCUCAUACCGGCUCUGGAACAGCUUACGGUCUCUGCAGAACGAUUUCACGGUCUCGUUAAAGCUCUGCGGCUUCUAAAAUUUGGACUCAGUCACGCUGGCGCGUCCGGCGUUGUAUCUGGUGGCUCUGCGGCGACGCUGCAAGCGUCCGAAGCCCUCGAACUGAUCGCGACCUGCAGAGACGCCCUCACCUUCACGUUUUCCUUGGUUUCAGAGCUAAACUUGCAUGCCAACUUCCGCGUACCGUUUGCGGCUUGGUUUCACGACACCGUGAGCAUAGCGCUCGACGAGGACUACACUCGAAAGGCAGCUCCAGUUCUCACGCCGCGCAAGAUCCUGCAUUUCCUGUCGAACUCGUUUACGUCUACGGCGCUGUUUGACCGCUGCGACUCGCAGCUCAAAUCGCUGGCACAAACCCUGGAUGCCAACGUCCAGGUCCUCUACGAAAACUACACACGACGCUGGACAUUGGCUCAAAUAACCGUUUCUGAGCCAAUUCAGCUACGGGAAGAAGCUCCCUCGAUGGUCUUCGAUGUCCAAAUGACGCCCAUGUCCGAUCUCAUGCUUCUCUGCACAAACUCGGGUCAUUCUGAGCUUAACAUCAUCUCGCAUGCCAUUUCCCGAGCCAACUCUACCAUGAAAUUACGCUCAAGCCAGUACGUCCGGACCAUACCACCGCUACUUGAAGGAACAUCCGGCAAGACCGAAUCGCGCGAAUUGUUCACUGACGCGAAAUUUUCACCAGACGAACCUGCCGUUCUGGCUCUACAUGGCGAUUCUAAAUUAACCUCGACUACCCUAAACUACACAAUUGACGGUUCCGUCCGGAUUACCAGUCCACGAAAGUCCACUCUGGAACCGGCUCAAGGUAUCUCCAGUAUUCGCUUUUCCCAGCAUCACCUCUUGGCUUUAGUCUCUGACAGAAACGCAGAACUAAGGCUUUUUGAAUAUCACAUGAUUUGA